UAGGGGACGCUGGGAGGAGUAAGCCUCCCUGCUCCGUUUCCUCUGACAGCCGAGCACCUCCUCCUUCCUAAUGGGGUGUCCCAUGGGUCUCCAUGGUUGCCAGCGGUGCCCUCACUUCGUGUGCAUUUUACGUGAGGGACACUAAGGCUGGGGACAGGUCUGUCCACCAAGGUCACCAGGCCAGGCUGGGGCCAAGCGCUGGAGGUCGCCGGCUCCUCGCACCCCCGCGUCCGUGAUGGCGGCGGCGCAGGUGAGUGGACGAGGAUUCCGGCUCUGUGGUUCCUCUGGUUUUCAGAGAGGCUGAGGCCACAGUUUGCGAGUUAGUCCAUCCCUUGGUUCCCGGGAAGGGGACUGUUGAUGAGGGCGGCUCCUUCUGAAAUGUCAGCUGGCACUUGUGUGCACGUAGCCCCGCACUGCUGCUUUGAGUCCGCCCGCCCUGCGCCCUCCUCCUACCUGGCCUGUUUCUUCCGGUUCCUUGCUCUUGAGACCCAGGAGCCAGACCUCACGAAGAUGUCUUGUGCUGUGCAGCCUUGUCCUGCACUCGGCCUUGCUGGUGACGUUGCCUCUGAAUCUUUGGCCUCCCUUUAUACCCUGAUUAGAAACUGACUACUGUGCGCAUUAUCGUGCCUGUUACACUGUGUAUGGGGAGGUCUGAAGAAGUAACAUAAACUGCAAGUCCAGCGUGCCUCCUUCAAGUAGUGAGUGCCGGGUGUGUAGGCAUCUGGCAGGGAUUGUGCGCUCAGGAAAGGCACAUUGGUCUAAAAGAAGUUGUCAGGGUACCCAUGGGUUUUCCCCCACAUGGUAACUCAUGUUCUGGGUGGGUGAGAUUGUGAUUUUUUUUCUUGCCAUAAUGAAGAUUUAAUCUAGGGCCAUAAGAGUGCUAGGCAAGUGCUCCUGUACAGUUGUACAUCCCCAGCGCCUUUUAUUAAGUCACUGUCUCUUUCCUUCAACUUGUGAUCCUUUUGCCUCAGUUUCCUAAACAGCCUGGAUUCUGGGGUUGCACUGCUAAUACCAAUAGUACGAUCUUUUGCUGGAUGUUACAUCCUGUUUUCUCAGGGCAUCAUGGUCCAUUCAAGACCCUAGUUUCUCAUGGCCAUUGCUUGCUAUGCUGUCUUGGACUCUUGUUCCUUCUUCUUGAAGUAUCUUAGCCUCAGGUAUAACUCCUGGAAGGUCAGGUAGGAAAAACAGUGGUGGCUCAUUUUGAAUUUUCCACAGGCAGCUGUGAGGUCCAGAAGGCUGCAGGAGCUGAUCCAAGCCCUAGCACUUAACCAACAGAUAACACUACCUCAGAUAUCUGUUUAAUAAGAUAGAUGAUAGUGCCCUCGGAAAUAUUUUCAGAAGUGCCUGAGAUGGAUAUAGCAGUGAAACUUAUUUGGAAUGCAUCACAAUCUCAUUAACUGUGUGUUAAAUCUGCUGGUAGAGGAAUGUCAUAUAUGCAUGAGUAGAUUGCCCACCAGUGGAGCCUGGAUUCAAAUGCUGCCUCUUGUAUAAGUUUGGAUGAACUGGUAGAGCUUCCUGGACCCCUAACCUAUGGGUUUGAAAUGGAGGUGAUAGUGUUCACCUGCAGGACUGUGGUCCAUCACUUUACUUACUUACUUUUUUUCUCCCCUUUUCUUUCUUUCUUUCUUUCUUUCUUUCUUGCUUGCUUGCUUGCUUGCUUUCUUGCUUUCUUUCCCUUCUUUCCCUUCUUUGAGACAGGGUCUCACUGUGUAGUUUUGGCUGGCCUUGAGUUAACUGCGUAGCCUAGGCUGGUCUCAAACUUGUGGUGAUCUCCUGCCUCAGCCUCACAAAUAUAAGAUUACAGGUGUGUGCACCAUGCACAGCCUCCUCCUUGCCACUAUGUUUCUUUUACAAGCACCUUUUCUUUAAUUUUUAUGAGUGCUCAUGGUGAGUCAAAAUUUUAUUUUUACUUAUUUUAUUGACCUGAGAUUAGAGAUUCAGACAAAGAAAGGUCCCAUAUUCACACAGUAAGUAGCUGUUGAUUUCUGAAGUUUGUUUUUAACCCUAGGAUUUGGCUUCCGAGCUGUUGCCUUCUAGUCCCUUAGCUGUGGCACAGAAAGUCCUCAUCAGGAGCCAGGCACAGCGAGGACCAGUUCAGGCGCUAUUCUUUUCACUGCUGUAUUAUUUUUGUUAUUUUUUACUUCCUAUUCCUCGUAUCUCUGAGCACUUGCUAUGUGUAGCCUAUAAUCCACUCGAAACUGUCCUAAACUUGUUUCAGACUGCAGUGUCUUCCUGCCUAUGAAACUUCUGUGGUGUACACUGCUGUAAUCUAUCCAGGCAGCACCCUUCUUACACUGGAGCACAGCACAGGGCUCAGCCCUCUUGGGGUGCUUGGUGAUCUGGUCCUUGGGUGUCCAUGUCUUUCACUGUGCUCAAGUCACAGUCUCAUCCUGUCCAAGGCAGAUUCUGCUUCCUGUAUUUGACUUUCCAGGUGGCUGUCACCUUUGAAGAUGUGGCUGUGAGAUUCACUGAGGAGGAAUGGGUGCAGCUGGACAUUUCCAAGAGGACAUUAUACUGGGAGGUGAUGCUGGAGACCUGUGGGCUUCUGAUCGCUGUGGGCUGUCCUUUGUCCAAGUCAGAGCUGAUUCACCAGUUGGAGCACAGACACACAUUAAGGAAAACAACAAAUGGCCUCUCCCAAAGGAUCCAUCCAGGUAACAGCGCAGAACUUAACAGCAUGAAGCUCAGUCCUGCUUACCAGGCCCGACCCAAGGGAGCCUUGCUCCAGGACCGUCAGACAGAAAAAGCCUAUGGGGACUCCCUGUUGGAGCUGCCCCAGGGUCAGGACAGGCCCUGCAAAGUACAGGAAGGACUCCUGAGACCAGAGAUGGAGGCCUCGAGGGAGAAGCUUCCUGGAACUAGGAGCCCUGGAGGUGAUGGCACGGGGUCAACUGACAGUGUGUGUUCGGGGACUGUGCUUGGCAACGUCUCUCCACCCUCAGUUUCCUGUAUCUGUGACUCCCGUGGGUCAGCUGCAGAUCACUUGGUCCAUGAAGGAAAAAAUCCCUUCAAAUGCAAGGAAUGUGGGAAAGUGUUUCAGAAGGAACGCUUACUCCUUCAACAUAAGUUGAUUCACACGGGUGUGAAGCGCUACGAAUGUACAGAAUGUGGGAAGUCCUUCCGCAAGAGCACUCACCUCCUCCAGCACCACAUUGUCCACACCAGGGAGAGGCCCUAUAUGUGCUUGGAGUGUGGCAAGGCCUUCAGCCGAAAGUCCUAUCUCACCCAGCACCAGCGCACACACAGUGGAGAGAAGCCUUACAAGUGCACUGAGUGUGGCCAGGCCUUUGCCCACCGGUCCACAUUUGUCUUGCAUAACCGAAUGCACACUGGCGAGAAACCCUUUGUGUGCAAAGAGUGUGGCAAAGCCUUUCGAGAUAGACGAGCUUUCAAUCGUCACAAGAUCUUCCACACAGGAGAGAAGCCCUAUCAGUGCUCAGAGUGUGGCAAGGCCUUCAACCAGCGGUCGUACCUCACGUGGCACCAGCAGACUCACAAGGGAGUGAAGCCCUUCCAGUGCAAUGAGUGUGGGAGAGGAUUUUGUGAGAUUGCAGGACUCAUUCAUCACUAUGUCAUCCAUACUGGGGAGAAGCCCUAUAAGUGUGUGGAGUGUGGGAAAGCCUUCCUACGUGAACCACACCUCAGGCAGCACCAGCGCAUCCACACUGGGGAGAAACCUUAUGUGUGCAGUGAGUGUGGAAAGGCCUUCGCUCACUAUUCCACUUUGACCUUGCACCGAAGGGCCCACACUGGAGAAAAACCCUUUGAGUGCAAAGAGUGUGGGAAAGCCUUCACCAAUCGGAAAGACCUCAUCCGCCACGUUAGCAUCCACACAGGAGAGAAGCCAUAUGAGUGCAUGGAGUGUGGGAAGGCCUUCAACCGCCGGUCACACCUGAUAAGGCACCAUCGGAUUCACAAUGAGGAGAAGCCCUACAAAUGUAUGGAGUGUGGGAAAACCUUUUCACGAAGCACAAACCUCAUUCAGCACUCCAACAUCCACACUGGAGAUAAGCCCUAUAAAUGUAGUGAAUGUGGAAAGGCCUUCAGCCUCAGCUCCUCCCUCAGGUACCAUCAAAGGAUGCACACGGGGAAAAACUCAACCAGCGUCAGAAAUGAGGGAAAAUCUUUCCCAAAUGUGCAAGCCUCCGUCAACAUUGAAGGGCUCAUAUUAGGGAAAGAUUUUCUUCAUGUAACCACAGAGGAACAUGAGUGUUCAAGGGAAUCAUCUAUCAGAGCCUCUGAUCAUUCAUACCACAGAGAAACUGGGUUAGCCUCAUCUCUAUAAAAAUAUAAAUAAUCAUUUGUUGUCUAAAGAGUCAUAUUUGAAAAUGACUCAGUCUGCAGUCUUCUAGUCUUCUACAUCACCUAUGAGAAUUCAGUGGCCACUCUUAGGAAAAGGCCUCAGUCACCUAUUUCUCGUAUAUGCUGAAAUGUUACCUUAAGGGUAUUUUUGUAUGCUUGUUUGUGGUACUAGGGGAUGGAACCCAGUGCCUGUGCACUAAACUCCAUCCCACCCCAUCACUUCCUAGUUAUAGUUUAUAGGUGUGGCUGGUUAUAGGUGUAUGGCUCCUUCUAAAAGUUUUCUACUUUACCUCUUCCAUUUGACACUGGUCUAUAUGAAAGUGAUUUUUGUAUUAUGCAAGGCUUACAUUGAAUUAAUUUCUUUUGUUGUUGAGGAAUACAUACAUUGCUUGUGUAAUGACAGACUUCCAUUCCUGCACCUAGGUCAUUAAAUUAACUGGUCACUAAAUGAAGAAUUGUACACAGUAGGUGUAAUGUCAAAGGAAACUCCAGGUAGAUGAUUUUGCUUUUAUUUGUAUACCUUUCACAUGUGGUACUAUAAUGUGUGACAGCAUAAAAUACAGUACUCACAGUAUAAUCAGCAAAAGUUACCAUAAUGUAUAAACAAGAUAUAUUGUACCAAAAAAGAUACUGGGGUUCUAUAAACAAGAACUAUACCCCUACCCCACAAAAGAAGGACGGGUAAGUGCAAACAGUCUGAACAUCCAUUUAACACAUGGGUCAUUAAAUGAGGAGUAUCUAUAUUCAUUUGUCCCAGCACCAUUUAUUCUAAAGACUGUCCUGACUCUUGAAUUAUUUUUGUCUUAGUCAUAAAUUAACUGAGCAUAUUCACUCUUGUCUGUUUCUAUGUUCUUUGGUAAUAAUCUGGUUUUGUAGAUUGUUUUACUGGCAGAGGCCAAACCUCUGUCAGUACCAUUCUCUUUCUUUCCUCUCUCUCUCUGUCUCUCUCUGUCUCUCUCUGUCUCUCUCACUCUCUCUCACUGUCUCUCUGUCUCUCUGUCUCUGUCUCUGUCUCUGUCUCUGUCUCUUGCUGUUUUGAGACAGGGUCUCACUAUGUAGUCCAGACUGGCCUUGGACGUGCUCUGUAUCCCAAGCUGGCCACAUCCUCAGGGCAUUCCUUCUGCUACACCCUCCUGAGUACUGAAGCUAUAGGUAUCUUGUUUUAUGAUAGCUAUCUACUAAAUUUUAAACAUAAAUUGAUUUUAUUAUUUUUGCUCUGGUAAACGUUGUAGAUUUACGUAUCAGUUUUAUUGAGGUGACUUUAAAUUUGUGUAUUUAGGAAGCAUCUUGCUGGUUUUUUGUUUGUUUGGUACUGGGAAUUGAACUCAUGACCUCGCACUUACCUGGCAGGCACUUAAUGCUGCUGAGCUAAACCCCCUGCCCUUUGUUAUUUUUGUAGAAAUUGCCUUAAAAGUGUUUAGAUUAUUCUGGUGAUAACAUGUUUUGUAUGUUGAUCCUUCUAGUCAAUGAAUGUGGUUUUUUCUUUAAAUGCCCUAUAAUUUAUUUCAUAAAUAUUUUGUAAUUUUCAGGUAAUCCUGGAUACAUUUUAUUUUAUUUUUUCUUUUUUUUAGGGGGUAAGUGUGAUACUGGGACUGAACCCCAAGUUUAGGCAUGGUAGAUCGAUGCUUUACCACUGAGCUAUUCCUAAGCCAUUUCCUUAAUUCUUAAGGAAUUUAAUCCUUAAUUCUUAAAUACUGAGACAAGAUCUUGCUACAUUGUCCAGGUUGGCCUAGAACUUGCAACCCUCCUCCAGCUUCAGUAUUCAGCAUAGCUGGGAUUACAGGGGCAUCCCACCAAUUUCAUUGUUGACAUCUUCUGUGGGACCAUUUUCUGUGACAUCAACGGAUUCUUUUUCUUUUUUCAAGACGUGGGGCCUCUGUGUUGCCCAUGCUGGGCUCUAACUCCCAGGCUCAGGUGAUCUUCCUGCCUUAGCCUCCUGCUAGCUUGGAUGAUAAAUGCUGUUGUAUCCAGGUUCAUUCUAAAUUUUUAAUAUCUUUCGUAUGAUCAUUGGCAUUAGAGGGAAGUACACUUAUUUUUUAGGAUGAUGACCUCGAAUCAGACCUUGCAUAGCUCAGUGACUAGUUCUGUAACUGUACUAGUAAUUUUCAUACAUUGCUGAAGAUUCUUUUAAUAAAAUGGCAAACAAUUUGGCAAACGGG
Cavia porcellus (domestic guinea pig) is the source of this 6461-nucleotide messenger RNA. RefSeq names its product zinc finger protein 543. The record is from RefSeq and is a predicted model, not a curated record. Bases 2357 to 4285 code for a protein of 642 amino acids. The transcript has 3 exons. Gene Ontology annotation, cellular component: nucleus. Gene Ontology annotation, molecular function: DNA-binding transcription factor activity, RNA polymerase II-specific; RNA polymerase II cis-regulatory region sequence-specific DNA binding. Lineage: Eukaryota; Metazoa; Chordata; Mammalia; Rodentia; Caviidae. Gene Ontology annotation, biological process: regulation of transcription by RNA polymerase II.